Messenger RNA from Ornithodoros turicata, 753 nucleotides. Its product is annotated as alpha-crystallin B chain-like. Lineage: Eukaryota; Metazoa; Arthropoda; Arachnida; Ixodida; Argasidae. Gene Ontology annotation, biological process: protein refolding; response to heat. Gene Ontology annotation, cellular component: nucleus; cytoplasm. Bases 126 to 635 code for a protein of 169 amino acids. The transcript has a single exon. The record is from RefSeq and is a predicted model, not a curated record.
GUUCUCCGCGCUUCUCGGCUCUAUGAUAACAGGUAUAAAACUUGCGCGCAUCCUGUGAGCGGCAGAUUUGACGAAGUGCAUACAGUUCUGUGCAAACGAGCGCUAAAACUCUUACUCGCAAAGCCAUGUCCGUUUACCCGCUCAUCGCAAACUCCUCCUGCCGUCCACUGGACAUUGCAGAGAGGCUGUUCGAUGACACAUUCGUGCCUGGGAUUCGGGGCGGAGAUCUUUUUUCUCCCCCGGUCUACCAUCGUCGGUACUUUAUGACUCCACGGAGAGCCGACGACGCAAGCUUCGGCAGGUCGGACGAAGUCACCUGUACAUCGGACAAGUUCGCCCUCAACCUCGAUGUGAGGAAUUUCGCACCGGAAGACAUCUCGGUGAAGACGACGGAAAACGUAAUCGAAAUCCAUGCCAAGCACGAAGAGAAGUCUGACGACCACGGCUACGUUCUUCGAGAGUUCACGCGGCGAUAUACUCUUCCGGAAGAUGUGGACCCUGAGACGGUGACGUGCAACAUGUCUGCUAGGGGUGUUCUCACACUUCAAGCGCCGAGGAAGAAAGCCGUCAAAGAAGAGAAGAAUGUUCCCAUUGCUGUGGAACACGUGAAGAAAGACUCCGUCACAGAAAAGUAAUUAUGAACUGAACUAGUCUGUGAAUAGGUUCUGAGUGUGUGAUACUAAUUUUGUGAGUGUAAAAAAAGUGAUGUAUAUAACCGGCGUAAAUAAAGAGUUCGUGUCCUCUUGAAAUGCA